Messenger RNA from Drosophila pseudoobscura, 368 nucleotides. RefSeq lists its product as uncharacterized. The coding region runs from base 24 to 296 and encodes 90 amino acids. The transcript has a single exon. Lineage: Eukaryota; Metazoa; Arthropoda; Insecta; Diptera; Drosophilidae. The record is from RefSeq and is a predicted model, not a curated record.
AUUUGAAAAACCCCCUCGACAAGAUGGUUCACCAGACUCGUACGCCCAGCAAGGCCAUCCCGGCCAAGCACCUGAGCCCCAUGCGAAACGUGGACGCUCUGGGCGGAAAGUAUGCCGUUUCCAGCAGUCCGGCGGACAGCUUCCUGCGCCACAACAACAACAACGGCAGCAGCAGCAGGCUCACUGUCCACGGCGGACACCAGGCGGCGACGGCGACGGCGGCGGCGGCGGCCUUCAAGUACAACAACAUGAUCAGCAACAAUCGGGAGCAGUUCAAUGCCCUGCACUUCUGCUGACGGAUGCGGAGAGACCAAUCAUUUGGCCAACAUUUGUUAUAAAUAAAUUUAUACACAAAUUUGCACAAAAAA